GCAACAAGCACACUCGCAGCUACAUACACGCUCAAGUUGGCCGCCCAUCCCCUUCCUCCUGUCGCCCCCGCAUCCGCCCUUGGUCCUCACGACUUUGCUCGCGCAAUCAUGUCUACCGCCGCCCGCCGCCGCUUGAUGCGCGACUUCAAGCGCAUGCAGACGGACCCCCCAGCUGGUGUAUCAGCCUCUCCCGUUGCUGACAAUGUCAUGACCUGGAAUGCAGUCAUAAUAGGCCCAGCCGAUACGCCCUUUGAAGAUGGGACGUUCCGCCUUGUGAUGCACUUUGAAGAAGCGUACCCCAACAAGCCGCCGGGCGUCAAGUUCAUUAGCCAAAUGUUCCAUCCCAACGUAUACGGCACGGGAGAGCUGUGCUUGGAUAUCCUGCAGAACCGAUGGUCGCCCACGUACGAUGUCGCCGCCAUCCUGACGAGCAUUCAAAGUCUGCUCAACGACCCCAACACAUCGUCGCCCGCCAACGUCGAAGCGUCGAAUCUCUACAAGGAGAACCGCAAGGAAUACACCAAGCGCGUCCGCGAGACGGUGGAGAAGAGCUGGGAAGACUAGGCUGGCAGCUUGAGAGACGAAUUUUGACGACAUGAUGGCAUCGUAUGGAGUUAUGAAUUUACAAGGGCUAUGGUACAUGUAUUAGACUGGCAGUUCAGGGGCUUUUGCCCGACAUCUGUUCCAGCGCGGCGUAUGGUCUGCUUUCUCGUUGGUUUGGGGGCGACAUAUCUAGGUAGUCAACUCAAGGACGCG
Messenger RNA from Exserohilum turcica Et28A, 756 nucleotides. RefSeq lists its product as uncharacterized. The record is from RefSeq and is a predicted model, not a curated record. Gene Ontology annotation, molecular function: ubiquitin conjugating enzyme activity. Lineage: Eukaryota; Fungi; Ascomycota; Dothideomycetes; Pleosporales; Pleosporaceae. Gene Ontology annotation, cellular component: HULC complex. Bases 109 to 564 code for a protein of 151 amino acids. Gene Ontology annotation, biological process: DNA repair; proteasome-mediated ubiquitin-dependent protein catabolic process; protein polyubiquitination. The transcript has 4 exons.